This is a messenger RNA of Hydatigera taeniaeformis, 654 nucleotides long. Lineage: Eukaryota; Metazoa; Platyhelminthes; Cestoda; Cyclophyllidea; Taeniidae. The record is from the annotation of a GenBank genome assembly.
AUGUCCUUAUGGUGUUUGCGCCGGUGCUUGCCGUUGUCGAGUCAGCUUCUAUGCAAUCCUAGUUGUACGCUUAGUUCGUCAACUAUUCUCAAGAAUUAUAAAAUUGUUUCAAAGGCAGCUGAAGGUGACUCCAUAUCUGAAGGUGUUGAUACGCUUGCACGCAAGCUAUUGCUGACUGAGAUCGUAAAAGGUUUUGGUAUUACCCUUGGCUACAUCUUGAAGGAGCCGGCGACUAUUAAUUAUCCUUUUGAAAAAGGUCCUCUUAGUCCCCGAUUUCGUGGUGAACAUGCACUUCGCCGUUAUGCCAGUGGUGAGGAGCGUUGCAUUGCGUGCAAGCUGUGUGAAGCCAUUUGCCCCGCUCAGGCGAUAACUAUUGAAGCCGAACCUAGGGAAGACGGUAGUCGACGUACGACCCGCUACGACAUAGAUAUGACCAAGUGUAUCUACUGCGGCUUCUGUCAAGAAGCGUGUCCUGUCGACGCCAUCGUUGAGGUACGAUCCAAUUUUGAUGUGCGGGAGGUGGGUCCUAAUUUUGAGUUUUCGACGGAAACUCACGAGGAGCUCCUAUACAACAAGGAGAAACUUCUAGAAAACGGAGAUCGGUGGGAGGUGGAAAUCGCCGCGAAUAUCAACGCGGACUAUCUCUAUCGCUGA